This is a messenger RNA of Ectocarpus siliculosus, 1611 nucleotides long. NCBI's taxonomy places the organism in Eukaryota, Phaeophyceae, Ectocarpales, Ectocarpaceae. The record is from the annotation of a GenBank genome assembly.
AUGCAUCGUGCAUCCCAAGCCGCAUCCCAAGCCAACAAAGCUCCCCACCAACUCGCCAUGAAGAUGAAGAGCAGGACAAGCCUUGUUCUUGGGUCAUGUGCUGCCAUCGCAGCUCUUCGCGGGGCUGACGCCUUUGUGCCACCGACCGGAGGCUUUGCGACGGCGCGCUCGUCCGCCGUGCAUGUAUCCAGCACCAGCAGCCGGCGAGGUUGUUCGGGAGUUGAGAGGAGCGCACGGCCGAGAAGGACAGGGCGACAGCAGGAAGGGCAAGGGGAUGCACUGAUGGCUCAGAUGACGGAUGAGGAGAUGGCCCUCGAUCAGGCGUUGAUACAACGAGUGACGCAGGAGGUGGAGGCAGAGUCCGGGGUGGAACUGGACCAGCUCAUCAAUCCCGCCAAGGUGAUCAAUCUAGAGCGGGAUCUUGUCAAGCUUCGUGCUGCAUUGGAAGACGAACCUGGAACCGACCGAGAAGCGAUCGAGGAGGAGAUCGCGAAGAAGGAGUCCACAUUGGUGAAGGAAAAGCGCAUGUACAUGCAGGGCUGGCUCAAGAAGGUGUUCGUUGGGCAAGCCGUGAUCACGACCAUCUUGGGAGGCCUGAUGGCUAGCGACCAGGUGCCGUUCUUCCCUCACGUGGACAUCUCCAUCCAAGUGCUGGGGUUCUGGUUUGUCUGGCUCUUCACGGUACCGUCGCUGAGAGCGAGAAAGCCAGGGGCGUCGGAGAAGGUGGCCUUGGACAUUGCCUUCCUCGCCACGCCGGUCGUGAGCUUCGCCAUGCCCUUCAUCACCAAGGAGCCGGUGCCAAUCUAUUGGGCGAACAUCGCUACGUUGGUGGCAUGCUACGGGUACGGGUUCACGGUAGGGAAGCCGGAUGACGGAGAAGGAGGAGCUAGCAAGAGCCAACCCAAGUGGCUCAAGUUUAUCUUCAAGUCCCUCGACUUUGGUUCUGGGCAAGAGAGAGGCGUGAGAGGGGCUGCGCGAGACCGACUGAACGAAAAGAAGCAAGAGAAACAAGAACAAGAACAAGAAGAACAGUCCCAAGACUAGCUGGAAGCAGUGCAAGCACACGAACUCGCAGACUGUUGAAAGUUCAGCAUUGUGACAGCAAACUCUGCUCUUGUUGGCAGACCGUAGGUGAUUGGUACUUGGCACACCGACCUUUCAGCUCGGGCCACGUCCCAAGGGCAUCGAUUUUCAGGACGGUGGAUUUCGCCACCUCGUUGUGGCGCUGUUCCCGCCCCCAAUUUGAGUCGCCUCAACGCCACCUCGCUACUGUACCUAGACUAUUUUAAUGGCGUCAACGUGUUGCAAGUCCCUCGAACAAAUAUCAGAAUGGUGAACCUGUCCAGGUGUAGGGUAGUAAGUCGCAACCCCGACUGCGCCAUGCAUGGUUCGGAUAGUUUCUUUGUGUUUGGGGACUCCAAAAUCCUGUAGCUAGGCUAGGCUAGACUUUACACUGCACCGGCUCGUGGUUGCUCUUGCUUGUUUUCAGCGUUUUUCAGCGUUGGACGUGUAUGCGGAUAGUGCUCAUGUCGUGGCGUGGCUUCGUGUCGUGUCUGCGAGUACAAGCUGGACUCCACGCGUAGUUCAUGUCAUGAGUUUUUGCUGGCCUGC